Molecule: messenger RNA, 960 nt
Organism: Aspergillus puulaauensis
Lineage: Eukaryota; Fungi; Ascomycota; Eurotiomycetes; Eurotiales; Aspergillaceae
Exons: 2
Coding region: 1-960 (319 amino acids)
Source: RefSeq, a predicted model, not a curated record
AUGCCCCUGUUCAAACGGAUGGUUAGUAUGAGUAGUACAAACUUCCUCAUGCAGCCCCUUCCUGAGCAUGUCACCGAAGUUACAUAUAAAACUCUUGUGAGUCGACUAGGUCUCGCCUCGCUGUCGGCCUCCGAGCGAGUAAAUGCAUUGGUACAGAUGGAUAGCCAGAAGUUGCUCCAGGCUAUUUCUCCCAAUGACACCCUACUUCCAGCGACCGGAGGCGAACUGGGUCUCAAGCCGCAUAUAAAUGCAAAGAUUCAACAAGGCGGCUCGGGUCCACUCGAUCUUCCAGGUCAAAAAUGGUGUGAAGGAAUCAUGGUUAGAGACUGUCAGAUGGGUGCGAGCACCCUUUCCGCAAUGCUCAAUCGCGACAAAGAUGGAAUUGUACCGGCUUUCCGCGAAUUAUUAACCAAGUCGCUGGGGUCAGCAGAAAGCGCAGGCCAGGUCAUGGCCGCGUACGCCAUCAGCGAGAAUCUAAACAGUGACGACAGGUUGAAGGCAAUCCUCCAGUUUGCAAAUGGUAUCUGCUUCUUCCUACCAGUGCUCAACUACGGUCACUGUUGGUCUGGUCACGCCUUCAUAUACCAUUUCAAUGAACCCAAUCCCUGGGAUGGUCCCUGGAAGUGCUAUGCAAGUCAUAUUCUUGAUAUUGCGUAUCUAUUCCUGAACUAUAACGAGUCAUGGUCUGUAUCCCAGUGUACAGUUGCAGUUCAGUUCGCCAAAGAUUUGAUUGCGUUCUCUAACGGGCGUGCAGCUUGGCCUGCUUUCAAAUGGGAAACUAAGGGCUUUUAUUCGCGAGUUUAUGGGGGCAGGGGUCUAGAUGCCUCAGGGAAGUCUACCAUUGUCCUGGCACCGGAUCCUCGUACGGAAAGAAGUGAAGUAAUCUUGAGUCUGACGCGCAGUAUCCCUGCAGACGACCUGUCGCGGGUGUGGCAAAUAUUCAUUUCCGGUACAGCCUAG